AUGGAGAAGUUGUUAAGAAUACUAGAGGAAAUGUUGAAGAAACGCAAGAAUAGCAAUGUCAAAAAACAUCUUCCAGAUGAAAUCAUAGCUCAGCAAAUCCUUCCACGCCUUCCCAUCAAAUCUUUAAUCCGAUGUAAGCUAGUUUCAAAGCAAUGGGGUCGUAACGUCAAUUUCAUCCUUGAUCAUAUCAUAUCUCUUGAGUCCGUCUUUAUUCAAUCUCAUCAUGAUUUUUAUCUUUACUUUAGUAUUAAUCUUAAUAUUGAUGAUACUGAAAACAAUAUGGUUCGAUUAAAUCCUAAUUUAGAAGGGGAGGGUAUGCUUUAUAAUAUGAAUAUAGUGGGGGAAAUUGAAUUGGUUGGAUCUUCAAAUGGGUUGGUCUGUUUAGGUGAAAAUAAUGCAAGAUAUUUCUAUUUAUAUAACCCUAUUACUAACCAAUCUCACAAAUUCUACCCUGGUGACUUUAAUUUCUGGAAUUCUUGUACAAGUGGCCCCACUACUUUCUGGGGUUUUGGGUAUGUAUCAUCUAUUGAUGACUUUAAAGUAGUCAGGAUAAUUUUAUCAUAUCAGAAUAGACGAUUUUGCAUUGCUCAUGUUUAUUCACUAAAGUCCAACAUUUGGUCCAAAGUUGAAUGUUGUAUUCAGAUAGAUGAUACGAUUACAGGUCGAGCAUAUUUAGUUAAUGAGACUUUGUAUUGGGGUUUGAUUUGA
Chenopodium quinoa (quinoa) is the source of this 708-nucleotide messenger RNA. Its product is annotated as F-box protein CPR30-like. Gene Ontology annotation, molecular function: protein binding. The coding region runs from base 1 to 708 and encodes 235 amino acids. NCBI's taxonomy places the organism in Eukaryota, Viridiplantae, Streptophyta, Magnoliopsida, Caryophyllales, Amaranthaceae. The record is from RefSeq and is a predicted model, not a curated record. The transcript has a single exon.